Striga hermonthica is the source of this 465-nucleotide messenger RNA. Lineage: Eukaryota; Viridiplantae; Streptophyta; Magnoliopsida; Lamiales; Orobanchaceae. The record is from the annotation of a GenBank genome assembly.
AUGGUGCCGGAAGUGACGGUGGGUCAUGUGGAUAUGGAAAUCUUGUGUCCCAAGCUCCAUUUUCAUCACUGGUCACAGGCAUUGGGCCGUCACUUUAUAAAUCUGGCAAAGAAUGUGGAGCUUGCUACAAGUGUUGCAUGUGACUAUGCCGGGAAAAACAUUGUGUUUAGGAUUGACCCGGGGUCAAACCCUAACUACAUUGCAAUGGUAAUCGAAUUCGAAGAAGGAGAUGGGGACCUGGCCCGGGUGGAGCUGCAACAAGCCUCAAAUGAGCCUAGCGAGUGGUGGGAAAUGGACCAAUCCUGGGGCGCUGUUUGGCAGUUGAACCCCGGGUCGAAGCUCAACCCUCCGUUCUCAGUUCGAUUGACAUCUCAAUAUUCGGGCCGGACUUUAGUGGCUAAAAACGUGAUUCCAGUUGGUUGGACUCCCGGUGGAACUUAUCGAUCCGUGGUUAACUAUCUUUGA